This is a messenger RNA of Lolium rigidum, 2733 nucleotides long. RefSeq names its product ATP-dependent DNA helicase RecQ-like. The record is from RefSeq and is a predicted model, not a curated record. The transcript is spliced from 19 exons. The coding region runs from base 1 to 2733 and encodes 910 amino acids. Gene Ontology annotation, biological process: DNA replication; double-strand break repair via homologous recombination. Gene Ontology annotation, molecular function: 3'-5' DNA helicase activity; nucleic acid binding; ATP binding. NCBI's taxonomy places the organism in Eukaryota, Viridiplantae, Streptophyta, Magnoliopsida, Poales, Poaceae. Gene Ontology annotation, cellular component: chromosome; cytoplasm; nucleus.
AUGGAUCAGCCACAUAUGGAAAAUGAAUUCUUGUUAAUAUCUACACCAAAGUAUAAGAAAUUCAACAAGACGUGGAUAGUUGAUAAUGAUGGUGGUCUUGGUGCAGCUGAUGGUGAUGGAGGUGAUGCCCAAGCCUCCUUGGAUCAGAGCAGGGGCGAGGAUCAGUGCCCUUCUGCUAGUUCACUGAUCUAUCAAAUCCCUCCACUCGUUGCAAAGAAGACGACUGUUGUCGUAAGCCCUCUUCUGUCACUGAUGCAAGACCAGGUCAUGAGUUUACAACAACGUGGUGUGAAAUCUGACUACCUUGGCAGCACCCAAAUGAAUAGCUCUGUUAGCAGUGAGGCUGAAAAAGGCCUGUAUGAUGUUCUGUACAUGACCCCUGAGAAAGCUAUCUCACUUCCUACAAGGUUUUGGAGUAACUUGCAGGCUUCCGGAAUCUGCUUGUUGGCCAUCGAUGAAGCACAUUGCAUAUCUGAAUGGGGUCAUGAUUUCAGGCCGGAGUACAAGCAGCUACAUUCAUUGCGUGACCACCUUGUUGGUGUUCCCUUUGUUGCCUUGACUGCAACAGCCACAGAAAGGGUACGUGGAGAUAUUGCCACUUCCUUGAACCUGUGCGAUCCUCAUGUUGCAAUCGGAUCAUUUGAUCGUCCAAACCUUUUCUACGGUGUGAAAUCGUGCAACCGAUCUAUGUCCUUUAUAAGUGAACUUGUGAAAGAUGUCUCGAAGAACUGUACUGUGGGUGGCUCAACAAUAAUUUACUGUACCACCAUCCGGGACACUGAACAGGUACAUGAAGCAAUGAUUACUGCUGGAAUCAAAUCUAACAUUUACCAUGGUAAAAUGGGUAGCAAAGCUAGAGAGGAAUCCCAUAGGUCGUUUGUUAGAGAUGAAGUACUUGUGAUGGUGGCAACCAUUGCAUUUGGGAUGGGAAUAGAUAAGCCCGAUGUUAGAUGUGUAAUACACUACGGUUGCCCUAAGAGCCUAGAAUCGUACUACCAGGAAAGUGGGCGUUGUGGAAGAGAUGGACUGCCUUCAUUCUGCUGGCUAUAUUAUCAAAGAAGUGAUUUUGCAAAAGCUGACUUCUAUUGUUCUGAAGCAACUAAUGCAAUGCAAAGGAAUGCCAUCAUGGAUUCCUUCAUGGCAGCACAGAAAUAUUGCCUCCUUGGUACAUGCCGCAGAAAAUGCCUGUUGCAGUACUUUGGUGAAGAGCAUGCCACUGACUGUGGUAACUGCGAUAAUUGCACAACGACAAAGACUGAGAGGGAUUUGUCAAAAGAAUCUUUCUUGUUGCUGUCCUGCAUCAAGUCUUGUGGAGGACGCUGGGGCCUUAAUAUGCCAAUUGAUGUUCUCCGUGGAUCACGGGUCAAAAAGCUAGUUGAGAAGAAUUACGAUAAACUUCCAAUGCAUGCGCGGGGAAAAGACUAUCCGCCAAACUGGUGGAAAGCACUUGGUGGUCUGCUUAUGGCACAUGGUUACUUGAAGGAGACUACGAGUGAUGGAUUUAGAUUGGUCAGUGUUAGUCCAAAAGGGGCCAAGUUUCUCUCCGAUGGUGGAACACCACUAUUUUUGCAGCCAACUGCAGAGAUGAUUGAGCAAGAGGAGCUUGGUAGUUCACAGCAUAAAGAAGGGGGCUUAAAUCCUCUGACCCCUGUAGACUCUGAAAAGACAUCUGAGGAGGAACUGAAACUCUACCAAAUGCUCUUGAACGUCAGGACGAAACUUGCUCGGGAUAUUGGAACUGCUCCAUAUGCUAUAUGCGGUGAUCAGACCCUAAGACACUUUGCAAGGAUUAGGCCUUCUACUGGAGCUAGACUGGCUAAUAUUGAUGGUGUUAACCAGCACUUCAUCUCACGUUACAGUGGCACUUUUGUCCAACAUAUCACUCAAUUUUCAAAAGAGUUGAAUCUUUCAUUAGAUGAUUCAUCAGGAGUAGAGGAAACGGUGUCCGUUUCUAAACCUGUAAACAACAAGUUUCCAAUGAAAUUGGGUGAUGCCAGAUUUACUGCAUGGGAACUGUGGCAGAAUAAGGAGUACUCGUUCAAGAAAAUUGCGCAUUUCCGCAGAGCAGUGCCGAUAAAGGAGCAAACGGUUAUUCAAUAUAUACUUGAUGCUGCUCGGGACGGAUCUGAGAUGAACUGGAAUAGGUUCUGCGAGGAGACAGGACUGACACUUGAGAUAGCUUCACAGAUCCGUCUUGCCAUUGCAAAGGUUGGAUCACGCGACAAGUUGAAGCCAAUAAAAGAUGAGCUUCCAGAAAAUGUAACAUACGAAAUGAUCAAGAUAUUCUUCACAAUCGACGAACUUGGAGUGUCAGAGAAAGCUUUUGGUGGCAUUCCUACUGAUGGGGCCAGAGCAGCCGAGUCGCCAAAAUCCUGUUCCCACGAGAGUGAAGCUGUUGAGAACAGUAAUCAAGGAGACAGUGUCAUCACGGCAGACGCCUGUGAUUCAAGCCCGUCGAGGAAGAGGUCCGGUACUGAUGGCACGCCAGUCCCUGAUGACGAACAAGUAAAGAAACGGCAAAAGACGGACGAGCAAGUGACUGAGUCUACUCCCCCAGCUGUUGCCACCGAAGAAGCUAUACUUGAACUGGUCGAGAGCCGUGGUGGGGUUUCGUUGGAGGAUGCUGUCAAGCACUUCAGCGGGUCGAAACGAGAAUCUGUCGUCGAGAUGUUGGAGAGCCUCCAGUGCAACUUUGCUGUGUACAUGAAAAACGACUGCUACCUGGUUUUGUGA